AUGUUUGGAGGCAGACGCCGCUAUAGAUCGAACUCUGCACUGAGCAUCGACCGCCUGAAAUCCCACUGUCUGCGCCUGUUUGGGGAAACUGUGGAGGAGACUGUGGACUCGGAUGAGCUGUUUGGGUUGGAGUUCCUCUCCAGCCAGAGCUCAGGGGAGGCAUUUUCACUUCAGCAUAUAGGGAGCAAUGGCCCUGCUGAUGAGGAAGAAGUGAGAAUCCAGCUCAACCAGCUCGAUUUGCACUUCAGGGUUAUGGGUUGGCCUCCUGCCUUUGUAAGUGCAGUUUACCCAUUAAUGCAGUUUCAUCUGACCAGAGGAGGCCUACCCAGAGGCCUCCUCGGGUUCUACUUUGUACUGUUCCUGCUUUGUUGGAGCCUUCCACCUCAGAAUCUGCUCCCGAGACAUUACGUGCCUCUUCUGUCCUCGGUCCUCCUGCCUCCUCACUGUUACGCCCAACACAUUCAAGUUGGCACCAUGGAUGGCAAAGACCUCAAUGACCCCUUAAACAAUGUGGCGCUGAUCAAAGACGAUCAAACCAGGACAAACCUGGUAUCCUCAGGUGACACUGACAAAAUGAUUCAGCGUUUAACUGACGACCUACAUGAAGCUCAGGAAAUGGCAAAUUCAGAAAAACACAAAAACAUGGAGCUACAAGCUUCCCUUGAAAAGGAAAAGAAAGAGAAGAAGCAACAAUCUGAUGAUUCUGCAAAACAAAUCCAAGUCCUUCAAGGACAACUCGAGAAGCUCCAUGGGGAGAUGAGCAGUCUCCGGGAGCAGCUGAAAGGUUCCUCCGGGGCACAGGACGAGGUUCACAAGGCCAAAGAGGAGGUGAAGUCCCUGAAAAAAGCCCUGGAUGAAGCUAAAGCCGAAGGGGCAGCUGUCUCCAAGGACCUGGACCGAUGGCACCAGACGGCGACCAAAUAUGAGAAAGAAGUGGAAAACCUGCAGAAUGAUCUUCAGCAGCAGAGUAAGCAGUGGCAAAAGACUGCAGAAAUACAAGCCAGUGAGCUCCAGUCUGUGCAGCUGGAGUGUAACGGCCUUCAGAAAGAGUGUGCCUCCCUGCGCUCUGAGAAGCAGGAGACUCAGACCAAGCAUCAAAAAGAGAAGGCCGCGUUACAGAGCGAGUGUGCUGCACUGAAGGCCGAGAAGGACGCGCUCAUCCAGAGUCACCUCAAAGAGAAGAGCGGUCUGCAGAGCAACUGUUCCAGCCUGAGAUCUGAGGCAGAGGCGGCCGUUCAGAAACUGCAGCAACUGGAGCGCAACCUGGACAGUUCACGUGCCAAGAAUGCUGAGCUCACAAACAGUCUGAAAAACCUUGAAAAAUCUCAGAAGGAUCUGGAAGCAAAACUAUCAUCUUUAGAGCUCCAGCAUCAGGAAGAGCGUCAACAACUACAGACAAACCUGGACGACGCAAACGCCCGAAAUGACACUCUGCAGAAGGAGUGUGAUGACGCCCUGGCAGAAGUGUCCAACAUUAAAGUAAAGUAUGAGAAGACAGAACAACAAAACCAGCUGCUGACAGAGGAGCUGCAUCAGUGCAAGGAGAGUGUGAAGGAAAUACAGGAGAAAGGGACCACGACUUCUCUAUUGCUGCCCAUUCAAGCCUUAGCCAUCGGCCUUGUCCUGGCUUUGCUGCACUGGGGCUUGGGCGCCCUGUGGUAG
Molecule: messenger RNA, 1662 nt
Organism: Knipowitschia caucasica
Lineage: Eukaryota; Metazoa; Chordata; Actinopteri; Gobiiformes; Gobiidae
Source: the annotation of a GenBank genome assembly